Molecule: messenger RNA, 2377 nt
Organism: Dicentrarchus labrax (European seabass)
Lineage: Eukaryota; Metazoa; Chordata; Actinopteri; Moronidae
Product: 5-hydroxytryptamine receptor 3A
Exons: 9
Coding region: 123-1352 (409 amino acids)
Biological process (GO): signal transduction; nervous system process; regulation of membrane potential
Cellular component (GO): neuron projection; synapse; membrane
Molecular function (GO): neurotransmitter receptor activity; transmembrane signaling receptor activity; extracellular ligand-gated monoatomic ion channel activity
Source: RefSeq, a predicted model, not a curated record
UGAAGGUUGCAGCUUUUAUUGCUCUCAUCUCAGGUAUUUCCAGCAGUCAGACUUCAGACUGCUCCUAUUUGGGUCUUCUGAAACAUUUGAACCUGACGCCGACGAAUGAUGUUCUACAGAUCAUGCGGCCCGUGAAGAACUGGAUGACAUCCACCCUCGUACAGGUGGACAUGUUGCUGUACGGUAUUUUACAAGUGGAUGAGAUGUUUCAGACUGUCACGAGUCACAUCUGGGUUCAGAUGAGUUGGAUGAAUGAAUUCCUGACUUGGAAUUCUUCAGACUUUUGUGGGAUAGAGAAGUUUACCGUUCCGAUGUCGAGCCUGUGGACCCCAGAUGUAUCCAUCCAAGAGGAUGCCUCUGAUACUGGGAGUAUUCACAAAAGUCCACUUGGCCAAGUGUCCAGCGGUUUGGUGUACACGAGCAUGCGCCAGCGGCUGACCUUCACCUGUCAGAUGAAUCUCAGAGACUUCCCCUUUGAUACACAGAAUUGUACAAUCACAUUUUCAUCCAUGACCUCUGAUGCAGGAGUCAUCCACCUAGGAACAGUCCAGAAUGACACAACUCUCACAAUAAUCUCUGAGACGUUCAUGGUCACACAGGGAGAAUGGGACCUUGUUACAAUGAAAAUUUCUGCUUCUAAUACAACUAAAGGCGGAAGAACUGAAAGCAAACUUAUUUACACGAUCAUAAUGAUGAGGAAGCCGAUGCUUUAUGUGGUGAUUUUAAUCGUGCCCCUGUUCUAUUUAAUGAUCCUGGAUCUGGCCUCCUUCUUCAUCAGCGAGGCCAGAGGAGAAAAGCUGAGCUUCAAAGUGACCGUCCUCCUUUCCAUCUCUGUCUUACUGCUGAUCCUUCAGGACAUGUUGCCUUCCACUGAAGACAACCUGCCAAUGAUGGCCGUCUACUGUGUUGUGACCUUCGCCCUGGUGGGGAUCAGCCUUCUGGAGGCCAUGCUGGUGAGCUUCCUAUUCGACCUCGAUGGUUAUUGUGGUCAGAAGACUCGAAGCUCUGUUAACGUCCAAGAGGAGAUUCAGCUGGAAGCAGACUUUGACAAAGAGACCCCCGGCGCUGCAGAGGAAGGCCAGGUGAAACCAGAGAAAAGCCCCCUCACGCUGGAAGGGCCUGCCGGUCGCGAUGCGCUCAAACUGAUCCUGGAGGAAGUGAAGGCCGCUCGGCAGGAAGCUGAAGGACGAGAAACAGACCAGAGAAAGUCUCGACGCUACAGACGAGUGGCAGAAAUCAUAGACUCUGUGUUCUUUGUCCUCUACUUUCUAACUGUCGCCGGUUUUCUGACGUACAUAUAUGUGGUGUGGAUUAGUCGAUAUGCUGAAAAUAUAGCAAUGAAACCGGACUAAAACUGGACUCAAAUUCAAAUUCCCAUUUUGAGCCUCAACAAACGACAAAGAAACUAAUCUCGCUGUUCCCCUUCUGUUUGUGUGACCCUUACAGAUAUAAAUACAUAUGGCCGUCUUUAGUUCAUGUUGCAUGUUUUUACGCACGUUGUUAAAAUGUGAUAUUUCUUAAAGGGAGUUUGGUGCAGGGAGCUUUUAGUUGAAUUCAAACUGCUAAUAUGUAUAGUUUUGUUGCCCUUACAGAAACACAAGCUAACUGCUAAAGUUUGAUAAUAUUAUCUGACAUUGACUGCUGUUAGUUUGAUUAAUGCUUCAAUAAUGUGUCUAUUGAUUACUGACGCUGGCUGAUCAGGCUAAUUCUCAUCUUAUUGCACUAAAUAGAUGCCCUUUAAAACUACUUAUUAAUGCUGUUAUUAAUGACUCCUGAUGUAGUUUGGAGACCAGUCCGACGGAGGCUGCGUCUCAGUAAAUGAGUAUAGAGUACGAAGAAAAUGCAGCAUAAAAUAAAGCUGAAGUUUCACAGCUUUAAAGCCUUUUCCUGCGAUCCCUGAAAAACAGUUUCAUUAUAUCUGAAAAAAUCUGAAUAUAAAUAAAACUUUUUAUUAAGACCUCUCUGUACCAACAUGUAUCCAGGACCAGGAGAAUCUGCAUAAUACAAAUAUAACCAGUCGUUGAUGUUACGGGUGGAAAAAAUAUCCCGAAAACUUUCUUUUGUCUUUUGAACCUGAGAGCUCUGGUUCAAAAUGAUCGUGUUGUUUAUAGUCGAGUUGGUUCUCUUUCAGGGGGGUCUUGCUCCGGUGUAGGAGGGUAUGGAGGCCCUUCAUAAUCCACCUACACUGCUGACAAUAUAUUAAAUAUCUGUGCCACAAACUGGACUGUGAUUGGCUGAAGCUCUGCUACGUGGUUGUGCAACUCAUGAAGGUGGUUCCUUACAGACUAAGAGAUGUCAUUCAUUGAUCCUGAUGGCUCCAUAUCGAGGCAAAUAUUGGAAAAUAUGAAAGUGUAAUUAAACCGCUUCCUGCUGAAAA